AUGGGUGCAGUCCACCCAAAUCACAAUGUUGCGCCUGCUUUAGGACUGCCCCUUGAGGAUCUUCCCCUACCGCACCAGUUACCAUCUCCACCUCGUGAUGUUUCACCUCCCCCACCAGAUUUCUCGCCGCCACCUCCAGACUUCUCGCCGCCACCUCCCAAUUUCUCACCACCACCUCCAGAGCUCUCACUGCCGCCGCAGUCAUCACCUGUUCCAAUGGCUGGUGAUGAGGAUCCAAACCCCCCAGAGGCAGAAUUCAUGGAUGCGAGUGGGCAAUACUAUCACACGUACCACUCGCUCCUCAAUGGCAAGUACAUUCCAGUCUGUGGACGACCGUGCACGGCUGACGGUGUGUUUCUGCCACCCGGCAUGCCACCAACUCUUCCACCACCAAAGUCUCCUCAUGAUUGGAGCCCGUAUCGCAAUGACGUAGAAUUCGCAACAGCGGAAUUCACGUUCAAACAAUGUCAUAUGUCUCACGCAGCUUUGGAUUUCUUGUUCGAUUUAAUGGCUGCGACGCUGGCAAAACACGACGACUCCCCUCCGUUCGUCGAUCACAAGGAUCUACACAAGGUCAUCGAUGCCGCCGAACUUGGCAAUGUCCCCUGGCAAUGUCUCUCAGUUCAGGACCCCCGCUUGAUGGCGCAUAAUAUGCUAGCAAACCCUACCUACAAGGGUGAGAUUGACUAUGUGCCGUUCCGAGAGUAUGACGCGUCGGAUAACACACGUCAAUGGAAAGACUUUAUGUCUGGAGACCACAUAAUGCAGUAA
Messenger RNA from Suillus paluster, 771 nucleotides. RefSeq lists its product as uncharacterized. Lineage: Eukaryota; Fungi; Basidiomycota; Agaricomycetes; Boletales; Suillaceae. The record is from RefSeq and is a predicted model, not a curated record. The transcript is spliced from 3 exons. The coding region runs from base 1 to 771 and encodes 256 amino acids.